AUGGCGGCCGCUGCUCGAUUCGCUCUGCUCCUUUUGGUUACUGUAGGUACCGCACUAGCGGCACUACCAGACUUGGGAUAUCCAGGAUGGCAAUGUGAUGCUUCCCUUUAUCAGAAGUCCAAAAAAGUGCCCACUUCCGCGCACUCUGUUCGUUUUUCGGAUAUCAAAGUCAUCGGAGCCCUCGGAGACUCCCUGACCGCUGCCAAUGGAGCUGGAGCACCAAAGGGGGAUCCACUUGCUGUGAUUCUUCAGUAUAGAGGGCUUGCAUUCCAGUGCGGAGGUGAUAGCUCGUUGGAUGAGCAUGUCACUGUUGCUAAUGUGCUCAAAAAGUUCAGUCCGAAUCUCAUGGGAUACUCUACCGGCAUCGGAAGUGCCAACGUCUGGGAGGUCUCGAAACUAAACCAAGCCGUUCCUGGAGCCGAGGCAGUUGACACCAUCACCCAGGCCAGAGCUUUGGUCCAGAUUAUUCAGAGUCAUAAGGAGAUCGACUAUAAAAAUGACUGGAAGCUGGUGAACAUUUUCAUCGGAGCCAAUGACAUGUGCGCUUACUGUAAUGAUGGAGAGAAUGGAGCACACUCAAAGGCCCAGUGGAAACAGAAUGUGAUCACUGCGGUGCAGAUUUUGAAGGAUAACUUGCCAAGAACCAUCGUCUCAAUGACGGGAAUGUUUGACAUGCGAAUGCUCCGCCAAAUCGACCACGACAAAUACUUCUGCGAUGGUCUUCACACCUUCGAGUGCCCCUGCGAAAAGAAUAAGGCAUUCACCAAUGACUUGGUCUCGGCCGCUUGCCAUCGCUACAUGGACGCCCAGUUGGAGAUCCAGAAUUCCGGAAUCUUCGACACCACCGACGACUUCACCUUCGUCGUUCAGCCAUUCUUCAACGGCAUCACUAUUCCACCACUAAAACCCGACGGAGAUGUCAAUUUGGACUGGUUCGCUCCAGAUUGCUUCCAUUUCUCGAAGCUGGGACAUGCCAACGUUGCCAAGCACUUGUGGAAUAAUAUUGUGCAACCGGUAGGAUCGAAAACACAAUUGUGA
Molecule: messenger RNA, 1038 nt
Organism: Caenorhabditis briggsae
Lineage: Eukaryota; Metazoa; Nematoda; Chromadorea; Rhabditida; Rhabditidae
Exons: 5
Coding region: 1-1038 (345 amino acids)
Biological process (GO): phospholipid metabolic process
Molecular function (GO): glycerophospholipase activity
Source: RefSeq, a predicted model, not a curated record